Molecule: messenger RNA, 1035 nt
Organism: Rotaria sp. Silwood2
Lineage: Eukaryota; Metazoa; Rotifera; Eurotatoria; Philodinida; Philodinidae
Source: the annotation of a GenBank genome assembly
AUGACUUUAUAAUUUACUUUUACUGAUUUAGCUAUAAAUGGUGUAAGUCCAGAAGCAACAACUACGCUACGUCGAAAUAUGAAUCCACGUGAUCCUCGUCAACUUUUUGAAAUGCUUCGUUCUAAUCCUGAAAUGCUUCAACAAAUUCGUCGAAAUUCUCCUCAACUAGUCGAUGCAAUUCAACGUGGCGAUUUCAAUAGAUUUAUGGAACAUGUUGCUGCUCAAUCACCUGAAAUGCAACAACGAAUGGAACUUGAUCGACUUGCUAGUCUUGAUCCAUUUGAUCCUGAAGUACAACGACGUAUUCAUGAUAUAAUCAAUAUGCAAAAUGUUCAAGAAAAUAUGGAACAUGCUGUUGAACAUGCACCAGAAGUAUUCGGUCAUGUUGCUAUGCUUUAUAUUAAUUGUAAAGUUAAUGGUCAUGUUGUUAAAGCAUUUGUUGAUUCAGGAGCACAAAUGACAAUAAUGAGUAAAGCAUGUGCAGAACGUUGUGGAAUAAUGCGUCUUGUUGAUCGACGUUUUAGUGGCAUUGCAAAAGGUGUUGGUACACAAAAAAUUCUCGGGCGUAUUCAUCUUGCUCAACUUGAAAUCGAAAAACAUUAUUUUGCAACAUCAUUAUCUGUACUUGAAGAUCAACCAAUGGAUAUGUUAUUAGGACUUGAUAUGCUUCGACGUCAUCAAUGUGUUCUUGAUUUACAUAAAAAUAUUCUUCGAAUUGGAAAUAUUGUUGAGACAAGUUUUCUACCUGAAUCUGAAUUACCAAUACAUGCAAGAUUAUCGGGUAAUACACCAGAUAUUGAAGAUGAUGAGUUCAAUCGACCUGCUGAUAGUCAUCGUGAACCUCCAUCGGAGCAAUCAACGACGGCAACUUCAACACCAUCUCCUUUUCCAGAAGAUACAAUAAGACAUAUAACAAAAAGUGGAUUUACACGAGAACAAGCGAUUGAAGAAUUAAGAUUAACAAAUGGAGAUCCAACUAAAGCACUUGUUUCAUUGAUGACGAAAUCUUUAUCAGUGCCAAAACGAAAACGUUAA